Messenger RNA from Ornithodoros turicata, 3008 nucleotides. RefSeq lists its product as uncharacterized. Lineage: Eukaryota; Metazoa; Arthropoda; Arachnida; Ixodida; Argasidae. Gene Ontology annotation, molecular function: cysteine-type endopeptidase activity. Gene Ontology annotation, biological process: proteolysis. The transcript has 13 exons. The coding region runs from base 198 to 2780 and encodes 860 amino acids. The record is from RefSeq and is a predicted model, not a curated record.
CUGGCCAUCGCACUUGAUCCAGUUAGAAAACGACGCACUUAUCUCGCGCUUUACACAGGUAGAACGGUGCCCAAGUUCCCUCUUGAGUGUUGUUACUGUUUGUGUCGCAAUUCUGCCAAGCAGAUAGGUCUCUCGCCAACACAGUCUUGUGUACAGUGGCGUACACGACAACGUGGCGACGAGGAUAGGACAGCUCCAUGGCUACCACAAGACAGAUGCCAGACGCCUUCUACGGAAAGAAGCUCCAAAUACGCCGUGAUUUUCAUAGCCGGGAACAGCGUGAAGAAGAGAGCAUUUCGGAGUUCUACAAGGAGCUAAUGUCGCUUGCAUCAUUGCAUGGGAACAUUCACGAUGGAGCUAUACGCUCCGCUUUCAUUAAUGGACUCCGUGAAGAAUGGGUCGCCAUUGAACUUGAGGAUAUGAAGGGCGGUGAUAUAGACACAUUUUACAAGAAGGCCAUUGAAUUGGAGGCUGAACCACGCCGUAGAAGAGAAAUGAGUCAAGGUAUUCCGGCGACACCUGAACCGUCACAAGAACAACAGGAGGCAUCGCAAGAGCAAGCACUACAACACGCAGACGCACCGACGGCGACUGGCACCUCGAAGAGUUCAUACAAAUACGGCGAAUAUAUUAAAGUUGGACCAGUAGAGGUACCGGAAGACAUCACGUACAAGAUUGGCCACGAACAUAAAUCACUCUGCUUGAUACUUAACUGUGAGGAAUUCCCUAAACGCUACCGUAAAGGAUCACACUUCGACGUGAUUAAGAUCAAAGAUGUGUUCAGCCGCCUUGGAUUCAAGGUCACGGUCAAAGAUGAUCUCGAAGCAAGCCAGAUGGAGAUGGAGUUAAAGAACGUGGCCACGGACAGGAAUAGAAUCAACGACGACUGUUUGGUCUGUUUCGUGCUAAGUCACGGGAAGCGGGGAGAGAUCAGCACAAGGGGUGGCUCCAUCAAGUUGCGAGGACUGGUAGACCCUUUCAUGGCCGAGGAAGCUGCACACUUUCGCAAAAAGCCAAAGAUAUUCUUCGUUCAGGCGUGUCAGGUGAUCGGAAAUGAUGAGAAGAAUGCUGAGACCCCCGUGGAGUGGAGCUACGAUAUCCGCUCGCAUCCCGAGCUAUUUUUCGCCUUUGCGACACCACCAGGCUUUCUUUCAUAUCGGGUGCCAAAAGAGGGAUCCAUCUACAUCCAAACGCUGUGCAACAUGUUCGACAACAGCAUCACGUUUGAAGACUCAUCUCCUGAUCUAGAAACCAUGAUGAAUGGCGUGGCCCGAGACAUCUCGCGCGAGUUCGAAAGCAAGUGUAGCGACAAAAGCCUCGACAAGAAGAAACAAAUACCCUGCACCUUUUCUACUUUGACCAAUAAGGUGUUUUUUUCGAAGCGUCCACAGUCUAGCAAUAUAUCUGGAACGUCCUCUUGGGACUCAAACACUUCCAAAACCAAUGUUUAUUAUCGAACACGCUUUUAUGCAGUGCGUCACAUCCCCAUUUUUUUUCUUUAUCUUAUCACAUCGCAUCACGCAGUGGUUCUCACCUCAUCAGGCAGGCGAGGAAAUGGAGACAACUGCAUGAAAGCUUGUACACCAAUAAAGAGUAGUUUUAAUGUAUCUAUAUUUUUGUCUCUAACACCCCCCCCCCAAAAAAAAAGGAAAGAAAAGGAAAAAGAGCAAAGAAGAAGGAAGAGCAUCCCCAAGACAUCAGUGACAGUUACAACAUGUACCCUACUUGCGUCACUGUCCACACUGUACUCGCGCCAUCCGUUGCCAUGUUGCCCUGUAUGUUGCCAGCGAAACUACUCCAAAGAUGUCUUAACCCACCCAGAGUUCAUUCUUGCUUAUAAAGAUGAUGGAGUAUCAGUGCUUUCGUCCACCAGUUAUGUUUCACAAUGCAGCCGUGCCAUGGAAACCACAGGGCCUGACAAAGGGGCGGCAGGACACAGGGCUGUAAGGAAAAACGACCCUGAUUACCCUCUGAAUAGAGGUGUGUGCAUCAUCAUCGAUGUUAGAAACCCUACACCCGUUACGAUACCGGGGUCUCGCAGAGGACAGAUAGCCAUUGGAAAACGUCGUGACAGCUCACUUGUGGACAAGCUGCAAAAGACAUUUGAGCAGUGGGGAUUCCAGGUGAAAGUUUAUGUUGACCCUGCGACAGAGGAGUUGUUUAAAAUCCUGAAAAAAGAAGCGAAGGACAACUGGGACAUUGUGGCCUGUUGUUUCCUGACAUUUGUGCACCCGAUGACAGGUGACCUGUGCACCCAGGACGGCUCCGUGAGCAAAAAAGACCUCACGGAAACUUUUGACGGAGCAAAUGCUUCCAACCUCUUGGGCAAACCCAAGCUCUUCUUCAUCCACACGUCGAAGAGAAGCCGAGAAAUGAGCGUAUGCAGCGGAUUCAGUGACACGACGUCGAGAAAUACAUUGCCGGUCGAGAGUGAUUUCUUCAUCUGCAUCUCGGGACAGCAAACAGAAGGCAAGGAGUCUACCGACGCAUUCAUUGAACAUUUCUGCAAAGUAUUCGACAAGUCUGCCAAGACCAUGAAACAACAGGAGUUUAUAGCGUUACUCCAAGCAGUCAACAGGGAACUUCUCAAUGCUGCAGUCGACAGGAGUGAUAUUCGGUUGCCUUCCCACAUAUCAAGCCUCACGAGGCAGUUGUACUUCCACAGGGUGUCUGAACAGUCCGGAUCCUCAACGAGAGUUCCAGGGACUGAGGAGACCAAGAAAGAGGCAACCAUGCACGGAACCCUGAAAGGAAGCCAGAAACAGAGCUUUUAUAGAUGACGUCGACACGUGUGCAGCCCUGCUCUUCCUGAACUAGAUAUGGAAUCCAUCUGCAAAGGCUCAAUGCGUUAAAUAUCGAUAUAAUAGAUUCGCCUGUAUUGAGUAUACAGUGUCAUUGCCUUGACGUCGAGCAUGCGACAACCAUGCUUUUUCUAUGAUCCUGAAUGGCACGAAUAAAUACGUGUACAUUGAGAAUUGUUAUUGAAUAAAAUAAGGAUUGAUAGCGGU